Molecule: messenger RNA, 570 nt
Organism: Erigeron canadensis
Lineage: Eukaryota; Viridiplantae; Streptophyta; Magnoliopsida; Asterales; Asteraceae
Exons: 3
Coding region: 1-570 (189 amino acids)
Source: RefSeq, a predicted model, not a curated record
AUGUCCAGUGCAUUAUCAUUAUCAUCCUCUAGCGACGAUUACGAAUCAGACGAAUACGAAUCAAUCAAUCGGGUUGUUACGCAAAUGAAUGCAAUUUUCAAUCCCGAGACCAUAGGCGCUUGUCUUAGCGUUAUCUUUGACGAAGAAGAAAACCAAAGCCAAGAAGCUUCAAGUUCUUCAAGAUCCAAGUUGACUAGAAGGGUGAUCCAGCUGGUGUUUUUGGAUGAGUACUUGCAAAUGGCGCAAGAUACGAGCUACCAGUGUUUAGACCAGUUUUGUAAGUGUGUAAUACACCUGUAUCGCGACGAGUACUUGAGAAUGCCAACAGAAGCAGAUAUCGAACGAUUAACUGCUAAAUAUGCUGAGGUUCAUGGUUUUCCGGGUAUGCUUACUUUGGUCCUGCUGUUUGGAAAGAGAUAUCACCUAGCAGAGGGUAUUUAUCCUGAAUGGGUCACUCUUGUGAAGUAUUUCAAGUUUCUAAUGGACCCGAAAACCUCCAAGUUCAAAAGAUACCAAGAAGCUGCAAGAAAGGAUAUUGAGCGAGCAUUCGGGGUACUUCAAGGUCGUUGA